CCUAGACUUUUUCCUAGAACCCUUUGGAGACUUCUCCACCCUCCUUAAAUUCUCCCAACAUCAUCGCUAUCAGCCCAGGAAGCAUCACAAAGAAAUUAAUCAACCUCAAAUUCAAAACCCAUCAAUAUGGCCUUGGCUCGUUUGGCUUUGAGGAGUCUGCAACAGAGGGUUCCCUCUUCUUCUUCUUCUUCUUUGCUGAGCCCUAGUCUCAGUGAGAGAGCUCUGAAUGGACAGAGGUGGGGGCCGGAGAUUGUGAAGAGGUUCUCAGCAACGCCUGAUGCUGCCUCUGACAAGCCAUCCGGUGAGAAAACAGAGGUUGCUGUUUCUGAAGGUGACAGAAAGUCCAAGCUCUUCCCCAGGAAGCAGAGGAAGAGGAGCCUUUGGAGGAACAAUAGAAAUGAUUUUGUCCCUUCCCUGAAUGAGUUGUUCCCUCCAAGCAUAGGAAAUGCCCUGAUGCAAGCAACCCAACACAUGAACAGGCUACUCGAGAAUUUGGCACCUUCACGUCUGAUAGGCAGAUUAAAAGAGCAGGACCACUGCUACAAACUCCGCUACGAAAUGCCCGGAUUGACCAAAGAGGAUGUGAAGAUCUCAGUUGAAGAUGGGAUCUUAUCCAUAAGAGGAGAGCACAAGGAGGAGGAGGAGGAAGGCUCAGAUGAUGAGCAUUGGUCAGCUACAAGCUAUGGGUACUAUGACACAAGCCUCUUGUUGCCUAAUGAUGCCAAAAUUGAAGAAAUCAAAGCUGAGCUGAAGGAUGGUGUCCUCACCAUCAUUAUACCCAGGAAUGAAAAGAAGGGGAAAGAUGUGAAGGAGGUUCAGAUCCAGUAAUCCACUGAUUCUGAGUGGGUGAAUGUGACUUUUUGAAAUGGGGUGUUUAUAAUGUAAGAGAGUGAGAGACUAAGCAACUUUGGGGUGUUUGAAAUUAAAAUAAAGCUUGUUGGGUUUGGACUUUUCACUGUACAGCUCGUCAUAUGUUAAUUUUCUGAAUGCAAUGUCUCAAGCUUUGUAUUUUC
Vitis riparia (riverbank grape) is the source of this 1013-nucleotide messenger RNA. RefSeq names its product 26.5 kDa heat shock protein, mitochondrial. Bases 127 to 828 code for a protein of 233 amino acids. Gene Ontology annotation, biological process: response to heat. The transcript is spliced from 2 exons. The record is from RefSeq and is a predicted model, not a curated record. Lineage: Eukaryota; Viridiplantae; Streptophyta; Magnoliopsida; Vitales; Vitaceae.